Messenger RNA from Solanum stenotomum, 785 nucleotides. Its product is annotated as methyl jasmonate esterase 1-like. Gene Ontology annotation, biological process: jasmonic acid metabolic process; salicylic acid metabolic process. The record is from RefSeq and is a predicted model, not a curated record. The transcript is spliced from 3 exons. Gene Ontology annotation, molecular function: methyl jasmonate esterase activity; methyl salicylate esterase activity; methyl indole-3-acetate esterase activity. Bases 1 to 729 code for a protein of 242 amino acids. Lineage: Eukaryota; Viridiplantae; Streptophyta; Magnoliopsida; Solanales; Solanaceae.
AUGGAGAAAAACAAAUCGCCAUUGCACUUUGUGCUAGUUCAUACGGCAUUCCACGGAGCCUGGAGCUGGUACAAGAUUGUGGCAUUGAUGACAUCUUCAGGGCAUAAUGUUACAACUCUGGACUUGGGCGGUUCAGGGAUCAACCCGAAACAGGCCCUUGAAAUCACACAUUUUGCUGAUUACGUGAGUCCGCUAAUGGAGUUCAUGGCUUCACUUCCUGCAAAUAAUAAAAUAAUUCUUGUAGGUCAUGCCUUUGGUGGAUUCGCCAUUUCUAAAGCCAUGGAGACCUUUCCAGAAAAGAUUUCAGUUGCUGUAUUUCUCGGUGGUCUAAUGCCUGGUCCAAAUAUCGAUCCAACCACCAUCUACACUAAGGCGGCGAGUGCGGUGAUAGGUAAACUUGAUAAUUGUGUUACAUACGAAAAUGGACCAACAAAUCCUCCAACCACCAUCAUCGUAGGUCCCAAGUACUUGGCAACUAAUAUUUACCAUCUCAGCCCAAUUGAGGAUUUGGCGCUGGCCACUACACUAGUAAGGCCAAUUUAUUUAUUUCCUGCCGAAGAUAUUUCUAAGGAGAUGGUUCUUUCAAGCAAAAUGUAUGGAUCCGUUAGGCGAGUGGUCAUUGUCGCUCCUGAAAAUAAUGCCCUGGCAAAGGAAUUUCUAAAAUUGAUGAUUGAAAAGAAUCCACCUGAUGAAGUGAAAGAGAUUGAGGGCUCUGACCAUGAUGUCUAAGCCCCAACAACUUUUUACUACUCUUCUGAGCAUCGCUAACAAGUAUAGCUAAAGAG